AAAUCACUCGAACUUCCUGCUGCAUCGCCUUCAUCCUUUAUUUGAGCCUUUCGAACCCAAUCUUCGUGAACUCUGACAGCUACUCCUACGGCGCGAAAAUGCCUGCUAAUGCAGAAGCACGACGUGAACGACUGCUCCGCCUCUCCACAGCGCAAGAGCAGGCUUCGGGAACGGCUCUAAAUCAGGCGCAGACGCAGACGCAAACUCAAGAGCAGGCUGGGCAGAAUGAUCAAGCCCACAACCAGCCUGCCAUUAUUCUCUAUUACGAGCGUGGCGAGGGCAGUGGUAAUGUGUUUCGUUUUCGCAUUGGCCCUGAUUACUACUGGAUCGCUGGCAGUGGCCUUGGGGGUAGCUUGACCGCAGACGAAGAGGAACAUUUCUAUCGAGUGAUGGAAGCUAUUGGGGUAGAAAGAGUUUGAUAGGAGAGGGGAGUUGACCCAGUUGGCCGAUGGUGGAAUACCUAUUGAGUGGUCUUGAGGAGACCUUUGGACAUCUUCCAUAGGCUCAAUCUAUGCUAGGCGACAAUAUAUUCUAGCUCGUUUAUG
Trichoderma harzianum CBS 226.95 is the source of this 545-nucleotide messenger RNA. RefSeq lists its product as hypothetical. The transcript is spliced from 3 exons. Bases 99 to 419 code for a protein of 106 amino acids. The record is from RefSeq and is a predicted model, not a curated record. Lineage: Eukaryota; Fungi; Ascomycota; Sordariomycetes; Hypocreales; Hypocreaceae.